Dendrobium catenatum is the source of this 1199-nucleotide messenger RNA. RefSeq names its product probable carboxylesterase 2. The transcript has a single exon. Lineage: Eukaryota; Viridiplantae; Streptophyta; Magnoliopsida; Asparagales; Orchidaceae. Gene Ontology annotation, molecular function: hydrolase activity. The coding region runs from base 80 to 1048 and encodes 322 amino acids. The record is from RefSeq and is a predicted model, not a curated record.
UUUAAAAAUAUCUUUCUUAAGAGAUCAAAAGAUUGAAGUGGCUCCUAAGAUACAGGGAGAGCUAACCCUGGACCUUUCAAUGGCUUCCACCGCCGCUAACGCCGCUGCCUCCGCCGAUGAUUCACAGGAGAUCGAGGUCGACGUCCCUGGUUUCUUCCGUAUCUACAAGGACGGCCACCUUUUGCGCUUCAUCGGCACCGACAAGCUCCCCGCCGCACUCGAUCCGGCCACGGGCGUGGACUCCAAAGACAUCACCAUCGACCCGACAACCGGCGUCUCCGUUCGCCUCUACCUCCCACCCGUCGCCGCCGGCCAAAAGCUCCCCCUCCUCGUCUAUUUCCACGGCGGCGCUUUCUGCCUCGAAUCAUCCGCUUCUCCCGCCUACCAUCGCCACCUCAACUCGCUCUCUGCUCUCACCCCUCUAAUCGGCGUUUCCGUCGAUUACCGCCUUGCCCCCGAGCACCCUAUCCCCGCCGCCUACGAAGACUCAUGGACCUCUCUUCUCUGGGUCUUGUCCCUCCCAGAUCCAUGGCUGUCCGACCACGCCGAUCUGAAUCGAGUCUUCAUCGCCGGCGACAGCGCCGGCGCAAACAUCUGCCACCACAUGGCGUUGCGCGCCAGGGUGGAUUCGGCUGCCGGGGUAAUCCUCAAGGGGGUCGCAUUGAUUCACCCAUAUUUUUGGGGAUCGGAGCCGAUUGGCUCCGAAUCGACGGAUCCCGCAGUCCGGUCUACCGUGGAAAAACUCUGGCAAUUCGUAUGCCCUAAUUCCACCGGACCAGACGAUCCUAGGAUAAACCCUCUCGCCGUCGAUGCCGCAAACCUCGCUUUGUUGGGCUGCGAUCAGCUACUUGUUACUGUAGCCGAGAAGGAUACCAUUAAGCACAGAGGAAAAGCUUAUUACGAAAAGGUGAAGCAGAGUGGCUGGGAAGGGAAGGCGGAGCUGGUGGAGACGCCGGAUUCCGAGCAUGUAUUCCACCUUUUUAAUCCUGAUACCGACAAGGCGAAGGAGAUGACUAAGCUUUUGGCUGAUUUCUUCAACAAAGAAUAGGUUUGAUUCUGGUCGUCUUCUUCAUCAGAUUACUGUUAUGCUCUAAAUAAUCGAUCGAUUUGAUCGCUCCGACGAUUAGAUUAUGUUGUUCUAUCUGUUCUGUUUGCCGUUCUACUGAUCUCUGGUUUCAAUAAACAGAGAAAUUCGGAUA